AUGCCAGCAUUUACUCUCUACGGCGCUCGUGGUUCCACUAACACGGACCGAGUUCGCUUGACCCUCGCUGAAGGAGGCUUUACGGAUUAUGAGCUCGUGCUUCUCAAUCUGCAAAGAGGAGAGCAAAAGUCCGGAGAGCACAUGAAGCGCCAUCCAUGGGGCAAAAUACCUGCAGUGGUCUUCCCGGAUGGUUUUACGCUCUACGAGAGCCGCCCCAUCUGCAAAUAUCUCUCCAGGAAAUACGCCAUUCCACUGCUACCCCCCGCCUCUGACGCCGAAGCCACGGCGCUGUUUGAACAAGCUGAGUGUGUCGAGAUGGCCUACUUUGCCGAAUCAGCCGGUGUCAUCGCCUUUGAAAAGUUUGCCAAAAAGUUCAUGGGUCUGCCGGCGGACGAUGCUGUCGUCGCAAAGGCCCUCGGCUCAGUCGAGACCUUCUUUGCUGUUGCGGACGGCUUCUUGCAGGAGAGGGACUACAUGGCUGGGGAUGUCUUUACGGUCGUAGACAUAUACUACAUUCCACUGGUUCAGAGGCUCAUGGCCUGCGGAUAUGGAGACGUCGUUCUCAGCCGCACGGCAGUCAAGACAUGGUGGGAGCGCUGCAUCAACCGACCUGCCAUACAGCAGUUAUUGGCCGCCGACAGGAGCGCCGCGCUUGCGGCCAUUAAAUAA
Molecule: messenger RNA, 669 nt
Organism: Akanthomyces muscarius
Lineage: Eukaryota; Fungi; Ascomycota; Sordariomycetes; Hypocreales; Cordycipitaceae
Exons: 2
Coding region: 1-669 (222 amino acids)
Cellular component (GO): cytoplasm
Molecular function (GO): glutathione binding; glutathione transferase activity
Source: RefSeq, a predicted model, not a curated record